Molecule: messenger RNA, 3834 nt
Organism: Cutaneotrichosporon oleaginosum
Lineage: Eukaryota; Fungi; Basidiomycota; Tremellomycetes; Trichosporonales; Trichosporonaceae
Source: RefSeq, a predicted model, not a curated record
CAUACAUCUACAUCCAAGAGAUACCCAACUCCCCACCCCCCCAUCCCGGGGACAUAAUCCCAUAAAUCAUCACCAACCAUGUCCGUCGCCGCCUCUUCCGCAUCCCUCGACCACGGACACCACUCGCACCCCUCCCUCACCGAGAGUCAGGGCUCUGUCCUCCACGAUUACCUCGGGGACGACAACGAUGCCUCCGUCGCCGACUUUAGCGAGAUCGCAGACGACGAGCACACUCACACCGAUGCCCCCGAUGAUGUGACCGAGGCCGGCCGCGACAGCGAGGACAAGGAAAACGGCCCCGCACACUCAAACGCCAAUUCAAAGGAAGGCGGCGUCAACAAGGUCCUCAAGAGUGGUGUAUUUGGUGCCUCACCCAAGAACACUGCAGCUCGCAAGGUCGUCAAGCCAGCCGCCACUCGCAUCUCGCUCGCCAAUCGCAAGCCCUUGACGGCCCCGACGGCAGCCUCAGCUGCGCGCACCGCCAACGCCGCCGUCCCCGGUGCCCAGCCGCCACGCCCGAAGACAGCCUCAUCGUCAUCAACCGGUCCGGGAUCACCCCGUGUCACUAAAGCGCGCCCCCUGGCAUCGUCGACAACUCCUGCGGCCAAGGCGCGCACGGGCUCCGCGGCCCCGGCUAUGGCAACGGCCACUCGCAAUAGACCGACAAUCAACAAGCCUACUGCGUCUUCCGCUGCUCCAACCCGCACGACUAUCUCGGCGUCGAGUGCGGCCGUGCAGAAGAUGCGCGAGGCUCGCGAGGCGCGUCAGGCUGCAGCGGCCGCCGCGAGCAGUGCUCGCGGAUCCGCGUCCACCCCUCCCGCGCGCGAGCUCACGUCUGUCGCUUCGACCACGUCCACCCGCACUGCUACUGCGCCUGCGGCCUCUGCUACAGCCACGAAGCCAGUUGCGCGCCCUCGCGCUUCUCUGUCCGUGUCCACCGCGGCUUCUGCAUCCGCCCGCACUGCCGCUCGGCAUGUCACUGCGGCCUCGACAUCUUCUCGCCCUCGUGCGAGCCUUGCGCCGGCCUCCUCCGGUGCCUCUGUGGCUAGAAAGGUAGCCACCGAGGCUGAGGUGCAGGCCCGCAUCGAUGAGAUCACCAAAAAGUUUGAGGAGCAGCAUGCGACUCUUGAGGCUAAGAUCGCCGAGGAGAAGGCCAACCUCGAGGUCAAGCUCGCCGAGGCUGCCGAGGCCAGCGAGAAGAAGUUUGGCGAGGAGAAGGCCGCGCUCCAGGGCAAGAUUGCCGAGCUGGAGGCGCAACGCGACGAGCUUGAGGCUAAGCUGGCCAAGGUGACCGAGGACCAUUCUGCCGCUCAACAGGCACAUGCGAGCACUACCGACAAGCUGGAAGAGCUCCAGCGCUCUCACUCUCGUAGCGUUGAAGAGUCGACCAACUCGCGUGCCGCGCUCAUUGCCGAGCACGAGGCAAAGAUCAAGGAAUUGACUGCCUCCCACGAGGAGUUUGACAACCAGGUCAAGGCCCUCGACACCGAGCUCUCCGAGGCUCUGUCGGCCAAGACCUCGGUCGCCGCCACUCUCGAGUCACUCCAGGCUGAGCUCGCCGCGAAGGUCAAGGAGCAUGAAGCUUUCGCCCUCAAGGCCAAGGAGAACACUUCAACGCUGGAGGCCAAAAUCGCCAAGCUAGAAAUCCUCAAGAAAAAGCUCGAGGAUGAGAUCGCCGAAGGUGCUGAGGAGGCCGAGAAGAGUAUGGCCGGCGCUGUGUCGCUCGAGGGCAAGCUCAGGGACCUGCAGGAGGAGAACGCAGAACUCCAAGUUGAAACCGAAGGCGAGCGCAAGAGGAUCAGUGAGGAGCGCACCGGGUGGGAGAAGGAGCGAGCUUCACUCAAGAGUGAGAUCGACUCCCAUCUCGCAAAGAGCACCUCGGCCAAGGAUUCCCUUGACAAGUCUGUGGCUUCGGCCGAGGCGUACGCGUUGGAGAUCAAGACCCUCAAGACCCAGCACGCCUCCCUUGUGGAGACCCACGCCGCCCUUAAGGAGUCUCAUGAGGUGCUCGUGGCCCAGCACUCGGACGUCUCAAACUCGAUCGCCGCGCUUAAGCAAUCCGAGAGGUCGUCCCAAGAGGCCGUGACCAAGCUUGAGGCGCAGCUGAAGGAGGCUGAGGAGAAGAUCAAGGCCUCCGCCGCAGAGGCAUCCGGUGCCGCCGACGCAGCAUCUGAACAGCUCCGCACGGAGCUCGCUGAGGCGGUGACGGCUCGUGAUUCUGCCCAGGCCAAGCUGGAAGCCGCAGAGAAGGAGGCUGCGGGCUUACGUGAUGCCGCGUCCUCCGCUGCUUCGCAGACUGAAGCCCUCAAAGCCACUAUUGCGGAGCUCGAGCAGCAGCUCAAGGCGGCCCAGGCGGAGCAUGAGGCUAAGCUGUCGGCUAGUGUCCGCGAGGCGCAGGAGAAGGCGUCGGCCGAGCACAAGACAGCCACUGAGGCUAUCAAGGCCGAAUAUGAAAGCAAAAUCGCUGCCCUCACCCAGCAAUGUGCUUCGAUCAAGAAGGAGCACGAGGCCAAGGUUACAGCGCUCACCGCUGAGCUCGACAGUCUGAAGAAGAACGGAGAGGGCUCCGCCGCAACACAUGCCAAGGAGCUCGACGCUCUCAAGGCGGAGCAUGCGACCAAACUUGCUGCUGCGGUCGCUGCGGCCAAGGAGGCAGGUGACCAGGCGCUUGCCGACAAGGUCAAGGCUCUCGAAACCCAGCACGCUGAGGCGACGAAGACACUCACUGCGACGCAUGCCAAGGAGGUCGAGGAGGCCAAGGCUGCCGGCACCAAGCAGGCUGAGGAGCUCCAGUCUCAGCUCACGGCGUCGCGCAGCGAGCACGAGGCUGCGAAGCAGGCACUUGCCACCAGCGUGGGUCAGCACGAGUCGGCUGGCAAGGAGCUUGAGGCUCUCAAGGCCUCACACGCGAAGGAGCUCGAGGCGCUCAAGGCGGCGAACGCCAAAGAGACCGAGGCGCUCAAGGCCUCCCAUGCCAAGGAAACUGAGGCGUUGGCGAAGGAUCUCGAGACGGUACGCUCCGCACAGGCCGCACUGGCCAAGGAGCUCGAGGACGUGCGCGUUGCCCAGGCAGCCGCUGCCAAGGAACUUGAGGCGUCGCGUGCUGCCCAGGCUAAGACUGCUAAUGAGCUGGAGGAGGCCCGCAGCGCUACCGCCACCGCAACCAAGGAGCUGGAGAGCCUCCGCGCGAGCCAAACCGCGGCUGCGAAGCAGCUCGAGGAUCAGCGUGCGUCGGCGGCCUCGACCACCAGAGAGCUCGAGGAGGCGCGUGUGCGUCUCAACGACGCUGAGACAAUGCGCACACAGCUGCUCACCAAGCUCGAGAAUCUUGACAUGCAGCUGGCGCAGCGAAAGCACUCUCCACCCGGGUCACCUGUCAAGCGCGCGGGUUCGCCUUCGGAGAUCGCACAGUUGCGCAAGGAGCUCGAGGCGCGCACUGACGAGCUUGAGGGCAUGAACCUUAUGCUCGAAAUGAACCGGACCGAGUUCGAGCGCGCCAUGGACCAGCUGAAAAGUGACCAUGCCGCAGCCCUCGCGAGCGUGAACGAGACCGUCGCGGGCCUGCAGGAGCAGCUGAAGACGGAGCUUGCCGAGAAGACGUCGGCGCUCUCCAAGGUCCGCCAGCUCACGGCCGGCUCGGACGGCUCGCCGCGCACCGCGCACAUUGCGCAGCUCGAAAACACACUCUCGCAGCUGCGCGCCGAGGUCGCGAGACGCGAUGUAGCGGACGCACCCAACGCCCCUGACGAUGUCGAGUCCACCGACGAGGAGCUUUAACGGUAGACGGGAGAUGUUCACGACUCUACGAUUAAUCCAUGCAUAUACUGUACUGUA